This is a messenger RNA of Neomonachus schauinslandi (Hawaiian monk seal), 1876 nucleotides long. RefSeq names its product frizzled class receptor 4 (gene FZD4). The record is from RefSeq and is a predicted model, not a curated record. Lineage: Eukaryota; Metazoa; Chordata; Mammalia; Carnivora; Phocidae. Gene Ontology annotation, molecular function: Wnt receptor activity; Wnt-protein binding. Gene Ontology annotation, cellular component: plasma membrane. Bases 118 to 1731 code for a protein of 537 amino acids. Gene Ontology annotation, biological process: non-canonical Wnt signaling pathway; canonical Wnt signaling pathway; retina vasculature morphogenesis in camera-type eye. The transcript has 2 exons.
CGCCUUAUCACACUUCCCUUACCGGGAGUUGGGAGCAGCGCGGGCAGCCGGCGCCCCGGUGCAAACUGGGGGUGUCUUCUGGACGCCCCCCCGCCGCCGCUGCCCCCGGCUCUGGCCAUGGCCUGGCGGGGCGCAGUGCCGAGCGUCCUGGGGGCGCCCGGGGGCGUCGAUCUCAGUCUGCGGCUGCUGCUGCCGUUGCUGCUGCUCCUGGAGCCAGCGCGGGGCUUCGGGGACGAGGAGGAGCGGCGCUGCGACCCCAUCCGCAUCUCUAUGUGCCAGAACCUGGGCUACAACGUGACCAAGAUGCCCAACCUGGUGGGGCACGAGCUGCAGACAGACGCCGAGCUGCAGCUGACAACUUUCACGCCGCUCAUCCAGUACGGCUGCUCCAGCCAGCUGCAGUUCUUCCUUUGUUCGGUUUAUGUGCCAAUGUGCACAGAGAAGAUCAACAUCCCCAUCGGCCCAUGCGGCGGCAUGUGUCUUUCAGUCAAGAGGCGCUGUGAACCCGUCCUGAAGGAAUUUGGGUUUGCCUGGCCAGAGAGCCUGAACUGCAGCAAAUUCCCACCCCAGAAUGACCACAACCACAUGUGCAUGGAAGGGCCAGGUGAUGAGGAGGUGCCAUUACCUCACAAAACCCCCAUGCAGCCUGGGGAAGAGUGCCACUCCGUAGGCACCAACUCGGAUCAGUACAUCUGGGUGAAAAGGAGCCUGAACUGUGUUCUCAAGUGUGGCUAUGAUGCUGGCUUGUAUAGCCGCUCGGCCAAAGAGUUCACGGACAUCUGGAUGGCCGUGUGGGCCAGUCUGUGCUUCAUCUCCACCGCCUUCACGGUGCUCACCUUCCUGAUCGAUUCCUCCAGGUUUUCCUACCCUGAGCGCCCCAUCAUAUUUCUCAGUAUGUGCUAUAAUAUUUAUAGCAUUGCUUAUAUUGUCAGGCUGACCGUGGGCCGGGAAAGGAUAUCCUGCGAUUUUGAAGAGGCAGCAGAACCUGUUCUCAUCCAAGAAGGACUUAAGAACACAGGAUGUGCAAUCAUUUUCUUGCUGAUGUACUUUUUUGGAAUGGCCAGCUCCAUCUGGUGGGUUAUUCUGACACUCACUUGGUUUUUGGCAGCGGGACUCAAAUGGGGUCAUGAGGCCAUUGAGAUGCACAGCUCUUAUUUCCACAUUGCCGCCUGGGCCAUUCCUGCUGUGAAAACCAUUGUCAUCUUGAUUAUGAGACUGGUGGAUGCGGAUGAACUGACCGGCCUGUGCUACGUCGGGAAUCAAAACCUUGAUGCCCUCACGGGCUUUGUGGUGGCUCCCCUCUUCACUUACUUGGUGAUCGGGACUCUGUUUAUCGCGGCCGGUUUAGUGGCCUUGUUCAAAAUUCGGUCCAAUCUGCAAAAGGAUGGGACAAAGACGGACAAGUUGGAAAGGCUGAUGGUCAAGAUCGGGGUCUUCUCAGUCCUGUACACGGUGCCUGCCACCUGUGUGAUUGCCUGUUAUUUCUAUGAAAUCUCCAACUGGGCGCUCUUCCGGUAUUCUGCAGAUGACUCCAAUAUGGCAGUGGAAAUGUUGAAAAUUUUUAUGUCUUUGCUGGUGGGCAUCACUUCAGGCAUGUGGAUUUGGUCUGCCAAAACUCUGCACACCUGGCAGAAGUGUUCUAACAGAUUGGUGAAUUCUGGGAAGGUAAAGAGAGAAAAGCGGGGGAAUGGUUGGGUGAAGCCUGGGAAAGGCAACGAAACUGUGGUAUAAGGCAAACUGGGCUCCACGCUUUCCAAAUUUUGAAGGCAUUGGGGCGGGGGGGGAAUGCUAGCAUUUUGGUGCAAGUGCGACUAAAGGUUUCCUGCAGUGAAUCUCAGUUUGAGCAGACUGGCAACACUUAAGUGACCCCUGUAAG